AUGAACAAGCUUGACUCGAUCAUGGCAAUGCACGCCGCCCAAGGAUGGGAUACCAACGAUAAGCUUCUCGGUGUCUCUUUCAUGGUGGUGGAUGAGAAAGAUGUCCUAUACGAGGGCUCAGCUGGCAGAAUAGGCCACCACCACGAAACGGCGAAGUACACACCAGACACUUUCACAUAUGUCGCCUCGCUGACCAAGCUGCCAACUGCCAUCUGCCUGUUGCAACUUGUUGAGCGCGGCCAAGUUAGCCUUGACGAGGACCUGAGGCCACGCAUUCCCUUCUUGUCCGAGGUACAGAUUCUCCGCGGAUUUGAUGAAAAUGACCAGCCUAUUUUGGAAAAUAACCACCGUCCUAUCACGCUUUGGCAUCUCUUGACACACACUUCCGGCCUGACCUACGACAUUCCGUCAGAACCACUCAUGAAGUGGCGCCAAGCUGUUGGCCGGCACAACAACAACCUCACGUGGACGGAAGAGGGUUUCUCGACGCCGCUCCUGUUUGAGCCUGGUACACAGUGGUUAUAUGGCACAGGAAUCGACUGGGCCGGACAGCUGCUCGAGCAGGUCACCGGGCAGACGUUGGAGCAGUACAUGCGAGCAAACAUCUUCGGAGUGCUCGGAAUGCGUGACAGCGGCUUUCGACCGAAACUACUAGCUGACCAAGAGGAGCGAGCAGCUCGGACGGCAUCCUUUUCCUUUCGCUCGCUGGGUGGUGCCCUGGAAGCGGGACCAUCGCCGCUGCCGGAUGAUCACCCUCUGGAGAGCGGCGGCGCAGGACUUUUCACAACCGCGAGAGACUACGCGAAACUGCUCCAAGCCGUGUUGCAGGGCAAGCUGCUCAGUAGAGAGGGGAUGAAUCUGCUGUUCAGACCGCAACUGGACGAGGGACUGCAGAAGGACUUGAUGGAAAAAUUAGCAAGCGCCCCGGAAGGCUAUGCUCCCGAGUACCCGAUUGGCAUGCCUGCGAACUUUGCCCUUGGCGGCAUGUUAAACAUGGAGGACAUUCCGGUCGAUUUCCAACUCUUUUUCAUACCAUAUGAAGAUCAAAGACCUAGCUUGGAGUUCUUUCUAACGCCUUCACAGUGGAUCGAUACCUCAACUGGCGUCGCGGGUGUCUUUGUAGUUACACUGCUUCCGUACGCAGACCACUUUGCCGCAGACCUCUAUUCGAAGCUCGAAACCGCGGUGUACGAGGACCUCGUUGCUGGGCGUCCUCUUGAUGGAUCGAAGAAUUCAUAG
Molecule: messenger RNA, 1239 nt
Organism: Diaporthe amygdali
Lineage: Eukaryota; Fungi; Ascomycota; Sordariomycetes; Diaporthales; Diaporthaceae
Exons: 3
Coding region: 1-1239 (412 amino acids)
Source: RefSeq, a predicted model, not a curated record